AUGAUGAACUUGAGGCUCCUUCGGCAGCAAUGCCUUCGCACAAAGCCAUCUCUGGCCAGCCGUGUCACCACCAGGACAUUUGCUUCUCAGUCAGAUCUUCUCGGUGCCAACCUCGAGCAAGGCGACCCUGAGAUCCACGCCAUUCUCAAGCGUGAAGAGAAGCGCCAGAACCACUUCAUCAACCUCAUUCCCUCCGAAAACUUCACUUCGCGAUCCGUUCUCGAUGCUCUAGGUAGUGUUAUGCAGAACAAGUACUCCGAGGGUUAUCCUGGCGCACGAUACUAUGGUGGUAAUGAACACAUCGAUGAGGCAGAGCGUCUGUGCCAAAGACGUGCCCUCGAGACCUUCCGACUUGACCCUGAGAAAUGGGGUGUCAAUGUUCAGCCCCUCUCUGGAUCCCCUGCCAACCUCUACGCCUACUCUGCUAUCCUCAACACUCACGACCGUAUCAUGGGCCUUGAUCUUCCCCACGGAGGUCAUCUCUCCCACGGCUACCAGAUCCCAAACAAGAAGAUCUCCAUGGUCUCCAAGUACUACGAGACCUUCCCCUACCGAUUGAACGAGGAGACUGGUCUGAUCGACUACGACAAGCUUCGCGAGAACGCUCUUCUGUACCGUCCUAAGGUUAUCGUCGCUGGCACAUCCGCCUACUCCCGCCUGAUCGAUUAUGAGCGCAUGCGUGCUAUCGCCGAUGAGGCUGGUGCUUACCUUCUGUCUGAUAUGGCUCACGUGUCUGGUCUUGUCGCUGCUGGUGUUAUUGGAACACCCUUUGAGGAUUCCGAUAUCGUUACCACCACCACCCACAAGUCCCUUCGUGGACCUCGUGGUGCCAUGAUCUUCUACCGCAAGGGCGUUCGAAGCACAGACAAGAAGGGCAAGCAGAUCAUGUAUGAUCUUGAAGGCCCUAUCAAUGCUUCAGUUUUCCCCGGUCACCAGGGUGGUCCUCACAACCACACCAUCACCGCUCUCGCUGUUGCCCUUCGCCAAGCUCAGACACCCGAGUUCAAGCAGUACCAAGAAAAGGUCCUCGAGAACUCACAAGCUCUGGCCAAGCAACUCUCUGAGGGUCUGGGCUACAAGCUCGUCUCAGGCGGUACCGAUAACCAUCUCGUCCUCGUUGACCUCAAGCCCAAGGGUGUUGACGGCGCGCGUGUCGAACGUGUUCUCGAGCUCGUCGGCGUUGCCAGCAACAAGAAUACUGUUCCCGGUGACCGCUCCGCCCUCAAGCCCGGUGGCCUUCGUCUCGGAACACCCGCCAUGACAACGCGGGGCUUCAAUGGCGAGGACUUCAAGCGCGUGGCUGAUAUUGUGGACCGCGGUGUGCAGAUCACUCUAGCGGUUGAUAAAGACGCCCGCGCGGCUGCUGAGGCCAAGGGUGCUAAGAACCCCGGUACCGUGAAGAACUUUUUGGAGUUUUUGGGUGAUGGAUCUAAUGUCAAGGAGAUCAAGGCGCUACGAGAUGAGGUCGCUGAGUGGGUUGGAGGGUUCCCCCAGCCCUGGCUCAAGUCAUGA
Messenger RNA from Fusarium mangiferae, 1512 nucleotides. Its product is annotated as putative glycine hydroxymethyltransferase. The coding region runs from base 1 to 1512 and encodes 503 amino acids. Gene Ontology annotation, molecular function: serine binding; glycine hydroxymethyltransferase activity; cobalt ion binding. Gene Ontology annotation, biological process: tetrahydrofolate interconversion; L-serine catabolic process; folic acid metabolic process. NCBI's taxonomy places the organism in Eukaryota, Fungi, Ascomycota, Sordariomycetes, Hypocreales, Nectriaceae. The record is from RefSeq and is a predicted model, not a curated record. Gene Ontology annotation, cellular component: cytoplasm. The transcript is spliced from 4 exons.